Messenger RNA from Annulohypoxylon truncatum, 1584 nucleotides. RefSeq lists its product as uncharacterized. NCBI's taxonomy places the organism in Eukaryota, Fungi, Ascomycota, Sordariomycetes, Xylariales, Hypoxylaceae. Bases 1 to 1584 code for a protein of 527 amino acids. The record is from RefSeq and is a predicted model, not a curated record. The transcript has a single exon.
AUGUCUAAGUUUCGCGACUUUCUCCCGGAGGGAGAGAAUAGUGAUAAGGAGUGGUUUCACCAGCUAAGACGUUUGGCCAACCACCGAUACAAGAUCCCUAGAGCUGAAAAACGUUCUUUUACACCCCAGAAGGACGAAGAAUGCACCACCACAUGCGAAGUAUCGGAUGGCAGCCGCCGAUGGCCGAGGUUUCCUCUGCCCCAUGAUGCCGACGUUCCACAUGCGGACGUAAAAAAAGGGCAAUUUCUUACUAACGUGAGCGACGAGAUACCUCAUGAUAUGUCCUUAAAGUUGCCGAAGGAUAUAUACUAUUGGAAUUCGUCCACGAUAGUUCAGGAUGAGCCUUCCCAGGAUGCGUUAUUGUUGCCACCGCCGAUUUCCACUGCUGAGGCUUUAGCCGCUAUGCGGAGAAAAACCCGAGCUUUACAGGAAUCCGAUAUCAAGAUGAAAUUCUCUGCAGCGUCACAACGCUUCGACUCUUCGCAUGAUGAAGAUUCUUAUAGCAUGGCUACAGGAGCCGAUGAUGAUUCUAUGGAUUCUGAGCUACUAUCCUUUUCAGACUCAUCUUCAGACGACAUUGAACAUUCAGGCCUUGAUGAUAAAGCAUAUUCUGAGAUCGUAGCCCUAGUUCGUGAACUAGUCACAGGACAUACAACCACGGCUGCCGGCGGACGACCGCCUAACGAGAGCAGAUCCUCUGAAGGCCAACCUGCACAUCCGCCUGCUAUUCACUUGCCAAAAAAGAGACGCCAUACCGAGAAGAAGAGUGAAAAUUCUGAUGAUGAAGAGCCCCCCAUCCCGCCUUCAAAAGGAGAAGAGCAGAAUAAAGGGAAAGGACGGGAUAUGUAUUUGGCGUGCCCGUUUGCGAAGAACGACCCUUUGAAACACCAAGCUUGCUUUUCGAAGAGACUUUCAAGAAUUCGCGACGUCAAGCAACAUCUUGCUAGAAAACAUACGCCUGAGUUUUAUUGCAGUCGUUGCUCGGCAAUCUUUUUGGACCAUGAUAAACUUCAGGCACAUAUUGGAAAUGCUGCAGGCCUCUUCUGUACACCAUCUCCUCUGUUGGAGGGUAUAUCCCAACACAAGCGUUCACAGUUGUCUCGCAAAUCAAACCCAAGACUCACCGCGGAAGAACAAUGGUUUUCAAUGUGGGAUAUAAUCUUCCCUGACCACCCAAGACCAGAUUCAGCAUACAUAGACUUCGGGUUCUCAAGAGACUUCUGUUCAUACAGAGAGUAUUCCCAUCGCCGAGCGGUUGUUGCAGUAGUCGAAGGAUUGCGAACUAGUAGCCUUGCAGGGAAAACCGUUGUGACCCAAAACACGUGGGAGGAAGUGCGCAGAAUCGUUGCCGAUAGAUUGGACUCGGUUUUCGAGGAAUGGCAAUCGAAUCAAUUCGUGGAUGUGGUGUCACGCCCGAAGAACCCGUCCUUAAACAGCCAAAGAUCAAGCAUCAAAUCGACAAGAAUCAAUACUCCAGACAGUUUCGAAGAUAAUGGAAUUGACGUGGGAAGUCAACAGGGGCCAUACGACGGAGGACAGCAACCAGAGUUGAAAAUAGUCCAGAGCUCAUCUGCCCAUCCAUGA